CUCUAUGCCCCAUCGCUAUACGCUUGGUACAAAUGGCUAGAUGGCACAUUUCCGGGUACACUGAGAUCAACUAUUAUCAAAAAAUUGUUAUUGGACCAGUUUGUGUUGACACCCUAUUGUCUGACAAUAUUUUAUACGGGCAUGUCUCUGAUGGAGGGCGCCGAGGACCCCUUUGCGGAGUUGCGUGAAAAAUUCGUGCCUACAUUUUUCCGAUCCUGUAUAUUCUGGCUGCCGGCUCAAGCUUUGAAUUUUAUGUUUAUAGCGCCACGAUUUCGUAUUAUCUAUAUGGGAAUAUGCGGCAUGAUUUGGGUAAACAUACUGUGCUACAUAAAGCGACAGAAUCUGACCACAACAGCAACAACAACAACAACAACAACAACAGCAGCGACAACAAUCAAGCAACAGCAACAAUAA
Drosophila arizonae is the source of this 414-nucleotide messenger RNA. RefSeq names its product mpv17-like protein. Lineage: Eukaryota; Metazoa; Arthropoda; Insecta; Diptera; Drosophilidae. Gene Ontology annotation, cellular component: membrane; cytoplasm; mitochondrion. The record is from RefSeq and is a predicted model, not a curated record.